CUCGGUGCGUCACGAUCGUUGGAAUCCGAGUCGAGGAAAUGAGGAAAUCUAGCCCUUUCCUCAUUUUUUUUUAUCAAUUCGAUGUUAAAAAAAAUUAUUCGCCUUCAUUUCUUUCAUUCCCAAAUCAUAUAAGAUCCCUUGAACAAUAUAAUCCUAAAUCCAUCGUAAUUCGUACUGAGGAUCUGAUAAAUCCUCGAUAAAUCACGACCUUGAACGUCGAAGAUCCGUCGCGAUCUAUCAAAAGAAGAAGAAAGUCUUUGCUUUUUGCGGUCCGCCAGACGCUUCUGACGAUCAAAACGUUGUCGAACGUGGAGCAUCGAGCAUCGUCCAGCGUCCAGCUGCGAAACAUAAUCGACAUAAUGCAGGAUUCAGGCAGGAAUAGUUAGAGAUUGUUAGAUGUAUCCGGAUAUGUCCGAAAGUAUGCGAUGUCGCGAAUCUUCUCACGUGCCUACGUUGCUGUGAUCUUCUCUGUAGAACGUAACUCGAGAUAGAGUGGCUGUAAUUCGUUUGGAGAUUUAAUUUAGAGUCAGGGAAAAUAGGAAAUUUUAAAGAGCAAGGACGAUUGGACGCAGCUGGGACCUCGCACGUGUUUCCGCCUGUAAAACAUAACCUGCUAUCUUGAGAGCGCCUUUUCAAGCUUUGGAAAAAAUAAAUCGCCCGUCGUGCUUCGAAUGUCCUUUCGAAUAUCCUUUCGAUGUCAUCGCCAAAGUGGAGCCAACAGAAUUAAAAUAUUCGAGUUACAUCGCGUGUCACGUUCCUAUAAAUUGUCAUCCUGCAAAUGACUUAGCACAUAUUUGUUUUACUUUUGCGAAUAGAUUUGUUCUUUAUUCAUAUAUAAUAAUAAAUAUCGUUUGUAUAUAAUAAAAUACUGUAAAUUAUUACUUGUAGAUUUUUCACGUAAGCUAACAUACAUUAGCACUUAAUCGCGUAACAUUGCGCUGACAUCGACUAUUUAUCAGAGCCGUUGGACUCCUCUUAAAGUACUGAAAUGACAGUAAUACUAGGAGGCGGUAUAUCAGGCCUGUCGGCAGCGUAUUACGCUCUAGACGCGAAACUAUCGUCUAUCAUUUUACUGGAGGCUUCCAGUCGCGUGGGUGGGUGGAUACGUAGCAGAAGCUCGCCUAGCGGAGCGAUUUUCGAGCAAGGACCAAGAACCGUAAGAACACUUGGCGAAGGUGGGAAAAACACCCUUAAUCUGAUAGAUGACCUGCAAUUGAACGACAAAUUAGUUUACAUUGGAAUAAGCCACCCUGUGGCGUCGAAUCGAUUGAUUUACAUGGACGAGGCGCUGCAUCGUCUGCCAAAUUCUUUGAAGGGUAUCUUCAAGACGUCCUCGCUGCUAGAUCGUCCCUUGAUCAACCGCAUAUGGACGGACUUGAGGGCUCCCAAGGUGUCUAUGGAGGACGAGAGCAUUUAUAGUUUCGUCCAAAGAAGAUUGGGCCAGGAUAUUGCGGACAACAUCAUCAGCCCCAUGAUCUGUGGGAUCUGUGCGGGCGAUGCCCGCGAGAUAAGCGUUAACUUUCUGCUCAAAUCGCUGUUCGAAGCGGAACAGAAACACGGCUCCAUAAUGAAAGGCUUGCUGAUGAAAAGAAUCUUUGCAAAAUCAAAAGACAAAGCUGACGCAGCGAAGGAUAAUGCGGAUCAUGAGUCCGCGGUCGGAUCGUUGACUUUGGUGGAGAAAGCACAAAAGGAGAGAUGGAUACUGUGGGGCUUGCGGGGAGGACUCGAGCAAUUGCCUCGGGCACUGGCCGAUAACGUGAAGGAACGAGGAGCGCGGAUACAGACUGAGAAGAGGUGCGAAAAGCUUACGUUUAAAUCGGAUCGCGUGGAACUGUCGGUCAAUGGCGAGCCUCAGGAAUGCUCGCGCGUUAUCUCGAGCUUGGGCGCGAAGGACCUGGCCGAGCUGUUGCGCGAGCAACAUCCUGGACUGUCAGCGGAACUUAAAGCGAUACCUACCGUAACGGUGGGAGUGGUUAAUCUUGAAUUCCAGGGAAAUGUACUGCUUCUGCAGGCGUUCGGCUUCCUCGUACCGCCGAAGGAAAAUUUACCUCUGCUAGGGGUGAUCUUCGACUCCUGCAUAUUCCCCGAGUCUUCCACGGUGUUGACGGUAAUGAUGGGAGGUGCGUGGUUCGAGAAAUAUUUCGGGCCAAAUCCGUCGGAGGAGCAAUUGUUAACGACGGCGAUUAAUCACACCAGGAAUAUCUUACAAAUCGAAGAGGAACCAGUCGCCCACAACGUUGCCGUUCUCAAGGACUGUAUUCCGCAGCACGUCGUCGGUCAUACCGCACGUGUAAAACGCAUCCACGAUUACAUUUCCGCGCACCAUAUUCCCCUGGCGCUGUGCGGUUCUUCUUACCAAGGUGUAGGACUCAAUGACGUUAUUCUGUCAGCAAAACAGGCCGUUCGUGACGUUGUAAAAUAAUUGCAGAAUCGCUUGAUUCG
Molecule: messenger RNA, 2442 nt
Organism: Temnothorax curvispinosus
Lineage: Eukaryota; Metazoa; Arthropoda; Insecta; Hymenoptera; Formicidae
Gene: Ppox
Product: protoporphyrinogen oxidase
Exons: 2
Coding region: 989-2422 (477 amino acids)
Biological process (GO): heme biosynthetic process
Cellular component (GO): mitochondrial inner membrane
Molecular function (GO): protoporphyrinogen oxidase activity, oxygen as acceptor
Source: RefSeq, a predicted model, not a curated record